ACUACUACCCAAAUACCCACGAGAACAAUACCGGACAAGGGUAAGUUCUUUGAGUCUUGUAAAGUUUUGAAGGUGACAGUUUUUAAGUUUAACUAUGUUUCAAAUUUAAGCCUGCGAGCAAAUUAAUAAAAAUGUCUAAAGCGAUACGUUGCGUCUCAAACUUAAGCUCUACAUGAGAACUCAUUUGUAUAACUCUUACAAGAUAAAGCUACCAUCUCGGUCUUUUUGACUCACAGGAGAUACUAAGAGCUCAAAUGGUUCAAACAGCUUACCUGGCGUGGUGGUGGGAAGUUUCUUUGGGGGUGCAGUCGUAACCUUAUUAAUAUGCCUCCUUGUGGUGUUUGUAAAGCGUACAAAGAAGAGAAAAUCCCACGUCUCUGACUUACCAUUAACAGUACGGGAGCAACCCACAGAUGAACCGCAGGUGGAAAAUCAGGAAGAUUUUUCCAAUUGGAGACCGCCAAAGGACAAGGGGCCGUUUUUACUAAGAAAGGCU
Porites lobata is the source of this 496-nucleotide messenger RNA. Lineage: Eukaryota; Metazoa; Cnidaria; Anthozoa; Scleractinia; Poritidae. The record is from the annotation of a GenBank genome assembly.